This is a messenger RNA of Penicillium manginii, 522 nucleotides long. RefSeq lists its product as uncharacterized. Bases 1 to 522 code for a protein of 173 amino acids. Lineage: Eukaryota; Fungi; Ascomycota; Eurotiomycetes; Eurotiales; Aspergillaceae. The record is from RefSeq and is a predicted model, not a curated record. The transcript has 4 exons.
AUGCCCAACCCGUUCAAGGAAACCAACCUGUUCGAGCCUAUGAAUAGGUCCAAUUUGAUCUACGGUCGGAUUAUGCGGAGUAAAUUCCCCACCGGGACGAACCCCAAUCCUUAUGAGGUGGACCCUCUCCCGGUGGCCGAGCUGGAAAUGGAGGAUCCUCUGAGCGCGGAAUAUCGGUACUACGAUGAACCGCUUGUACUAGCCCUGGCUCUUUGCGCGAUGUGGAUACUCAAGGAACGUCAAUUCAGUUCUAGUCUCCGGAUCGACGCGGGCGCGCUACAGCAACAACAUCAACAAUUGGAAUGUGAGAUGAGUCAUUCGAUCAUCCACCACUGCAACACGUUCACUCGAUAUCGAGUUCACCGUAUGCCCAUGGAUACCCCCCCCCCUGAUGGCGUUGUUAGCGGUGUUCCCCUGUUUCACCGGCGGCGCCGGACAGUGGCCACUCGCGCCCUUUCCCUGUCCCACUCCUAUGAAGAAUGGACGAUCUUCCACCUCGGGUGGAUGGACCAGCUGGGCUAG